Molecule: messenger RNA, 2381 nt
Organism: Arvicanthis niloticus (Nile rat)
Lineage: Eukaryota; Metazoa; Chordata; Mammalia; Rodentia; Muridae
Source: RefSeq, a predicted model, not a curated record
UGGAGCCGCGACGCCUGAAGGAGUCCCCACUGCAGCCGCGCUCUGGGUCCACCUCAUCCAGCAGCCACCAGCCCCUGCUCUAGAGACGUCCCUGCCGCCGAGUCGGCGGCAGGGACAGUGGCAGUCGUCCCUAUAGUCGGGCCUGGAGGACAUUUAUUGCUCCAGACCCUGUCCCUCCUUGCUUCCCAGACGGCUGGAGUCAUUCCUGGGAGAAGCUGUUCUCCCAAGUCGAUCAAGCAGCCGCACGGGCAUCUCAGUGGCCAGCCCGGCUAGGCACCGGGCAUCUGCGAAGCCAGCCCCUCCGGACAUUGGGCAUCUCACGCAAGGACUGUCUUCGACCGCCGCCCGGCUUGUCGCAAGUCCUGGGCGGUGGGCUUCUGAGCACCUUUGGCCUUCCCAGGACCCAAUUGAGCUUCCUCGCGCUCCCAGCCCUUUGAGCCGCCGCGAUGCUGCCCUGGAGAAGGAACAAAUUCGUGCUAGUGGAGGACGAGGCCAAGCGCAAGGCGAAGAGCCUGAGCCCCGGGCUCGCCUACACGUCGCUGCUCUCCAGCUUCCUGCGCUCCUGCCCGGACCUGCUACCGGACUGGCCGCUGGAGCGUCUGGGCCGCGUGUUCCGCAGCCGGCGCCAGAAAGUGGAGCUUAACAAGGAGGACCCCACCUACACCGUGUGGUACCUGGGCAACGCCGUCACCCUGCACGCCAAGGGCGACGGCUGCACCGACGACGCCGUGGGCAGGAUCUGGGCGCGCUGCGGGCCGGGAGGGGGCACGAAGAUGAAACUGACCCUGGGUCCGUACGGCAUCCGCAUGCAGCCGAGCGAGCGCGGCUCCGGGGGUUCGGGGGGCCGCAGGCCGGCGCACGCCUACCUGCUGCCGCGCAUCACCUACUGCGCGGCGGAUGGGCGCCACCCGCGAGUCUUCACCUGGGUCUACCGCCACCAGGCGCGCCACAAGGCCGUGGUGCUGCGCUGCCACGCCGUGCUGCUGGCGCGGGCGCACAAGGCGCGCUCCCUGGCCCGCCUGCUCCACCAGACUGCCUUGGCGGCCUUCAGCGACUUCAAGCGGCUGCAGCGCCAGAGCGAUGCGCGCCACGUGCGCCAGCAGCAUCUCCGUGCUGGGGGCGCCGCCGCCUCGGUACCCCGGGCUCCACUGCGCCGCCUGCUUAACGCCAAGUGCGCUUACCGGCCUCCGCCGGGCGAGCGCGGUCGCGGGGCUCCGCGGCUCAGCAGCAUCCAGGAGGAGGACGAGGAGGAUGCGGAGGAGGAGGAGGACGAUCGGGAUGGCGAGGGGGGAGCCCUGCAGCACGAACGGCCCGAAGUGCUCAGCCUGGCCCGGGAGCUGAGGACGUGCAGCCUGCGGGGUGCCCCGGCACCUCCGCCACCAGCGCAGCCCCGCCGCUGGAAAGCCGGCUCCAGGGAGCGGGCGGGCCAGGCGCGCUGAGAGCGCAGGACUAGGACUCGGGGCCCUUAGACCCGGCCCAGCAGAUUGACCUGAACUCCAACCCGGCCCUGCCCGCUUCCGCCCCCAUGGUCCCUGGCCUGCCGCCCUCGCGGUCACUGUUAUGGUCGCCUUGCUCCUCAUCCUAGCUCAGGGUGAAGUAGGAUAUGCCCUUGAUUGUUGGGGGGUGGAGGGGAGUCCGUAUGUCCCCACACUGGGAGUUUCCCUGGCCUACCACUGUGGAAUUGCCCUCAUGCUUUAUGCCAAGUCUCUGCCCACAGACGAACCAACCAACCUGCUCUCUUCCCAAAAAAAAACAGCCUCUCAGGAGAAAGGGAACCCCGGGAGGGUGGGUUUGAACCCACGACCCGGUCUAGGUUAGGAGUAAUGGCCCUGCCCUUGGUCUCUUAUUCCUUGUAAUAAGAACCACCCUAGAGAGAUUUCAGAUAAGGAAGAGGGUGUAGUGGCUGGGGAGAACUGAGGUCAACCCCACAGAGGGCUCCCACCUGGGGCCACACACACAGGGACAGUUACUACGCCUCUAAAGGGGACUGAGAUGGUCCUGUCUACAUGCAAAGAACAGAAUGAGACAGGUAACAGCCCUGUACUAGGCAGCUAUCCAAGCCUCUGCCUUGGCUUUCCUACAGGACUCUGCUCAUCUCCUCUCUGCAGACAGAGAACUGGUCUACUCUAGGUACCCUGUAUCCUGGACCAAGAGGGAACCUCCCAAGGAGGUAAGAACACGUGUCCCAGACAAGCCAAGGCUUUCAGAGCAAGCAGGUUCCGACCACAGCUGCACUCACAUGCAGGCUGAGGGAGGAAGAGGCACUAAUGCGGAGAUGGGAGUGAGCCCAGUCCAGGUGUCUCCACAAGGCCAUCAAAACCCAAAGAUCUAUGUCAUCUACUGAUCAUUGUAAAUAAAGUGGGUCUGCCUUUUCAGGCCUG